AUGGAGGAGGACGUCAAGGGUCUCGAGGAUCUUGCGGGACCAUUUCUCAGCUUCGAGGAAAUUAAAGAGAUGGCAGCGCGGCGCCUAGCGCUCCAAGAAGCAGCGGAGGAGUUGGCUCAAGCAGCGGUUUCGCCACCCGCGGGAGGACAAAUAUCAGGAUCGCAAGCCGCUAUUUCACUUCCUGAGGUUACGAGCCCCAGUAGUGCUCCACAAGCGGAACAAGGGGAGAAGUUUGCUCACAUGCAACCAGAUCCGCGUCCAGAAGCACCGCAGCCGUGGAUCACCAAGCAGUCAAAAAAGGGACGAUCGAGAGGUUUGUCUAAAGCGGCCACGGGCCAGGUAACAGCGGUGGCCUCACAGGUGCGGACAGGAGGGCAGGCGCUUAUAGGCGAGGAUGGUGAGGACUGGGCCGAGGAGACAAAAACUAGUUCGGAUGCGUCGGAAGAGAUCAGGGUGCUUCAUUCACGGUCAGCCGGGGCACUUAAUCCAACGAAGGGCCUAUCUGACGGGGCCGGCCCGGAAGCAACAGGGGGCUGGACGUGGGUCGGCUCCGAGUACGACGGUUCCAGUGCUGAUGACUCUCAAGCGGAACGAGAGAGGAUCCUUUCACAAUUGGUCGCGGAUUUGGGUCGGCUGCCCAAGGCUUUGACGCCAGUACGAGCACGAGCAACAGACGCCCCGACGGACGAAGCGGAGUUAACGUCCCAACUUGCGAUUUACCCGGUAAUCACACCAGCUACUGGUAAUUGUCUUGCCAUGGCUAUUGCCCAAGCGGCAACGGACGCGUCCCUGGACGGUCCAGACAGGCAUCUGGAGCUACUGACAGCCUGCAUUAAACGGGGGAUUAAAUUUUCGGGCUCGCUGGAUCCGGAGGAUCAGUAUGCUCACGAUCAUAGAGUUCAUGCUCUGGCUAGCGUCAGCAGAGGUUGGCCGACGAUGACUCACAAGGAAUCAGCUUCGCAGAUGCGACGGUACCUCGAAGACUAUGCUACCAGCCCGUCCGCCCGAACGGCUCUGACCCACCCGUGGCGAUGCCGUAAAUUUGUACCCACCACGAUCACCCGCCAUCGGCGGAGGGUCGUGACGGCGGCGGAAUAUCCGCUGGGAAUUAUGGACCUCAUGGAUGCAGUAUUAGCGGCAAAAAUUGAGGCACCUGGGCUCCCUCCUCUCGUAUUGCGCUACCAGAAUUGCCACUAUUCCGCUUUUAAUCACUCUGGGAGUUCCAGUCUGUUGCCCGACUUGUUGGCGGAGACAACACCACUUGAUCAGACGGCUGCUGGUACGUCGGUGGAUCCGGUUACUCAGGAGGCGACGGCGCCUGUACCCGAGACGUCUGGACAGCUAGCAGGGAUACUAGUCUUACGGGAUGACUUUAUCGACGCGUCAACGGAGGUCCUGAGUAGACAUAGACCGGACGAUUGCAACGCGCUAGCACUGGUGGAGCGGCAGUUUAGCUGUUCUACGAUUCCCUCAGCGCCUCCAGCAAGAAUGCGACCCCCUCCCCCCGCUGAUCGUAAAAGGGCGCUUGUGGCGUCUCAAAUUUUGCAGAUAUCAGAUGGGACGGACAGGUCGCAGCGCGCCAAGGAAGCGGUAGCUAAGAGAGGAAGGCGAGACCCAGGGCCUCAGCUCCCCUUAGGCGAUGAGGCAAACGAGCGCGUCGACCGAACGGACUGGGCAGCAGCGUGGGAGCUUAUGAUAUCGAUGUGGCCAAACCCGAAACAGAUUCCAUUUUCUCUCGCCAGUAGCUCGACGUUAGAAUGGCAGAGGGUCGCUGGUCAUGUGCCCGAUCACUUAAUCUGGCUAGUCAAGAGGUCCACAUUUCCGGGUGAGCUUCUUCAGAUCCUGGACCCGUCUGUUUUAGUCCAUUGGAUGGAGGAGAACCGGCGCGGCUGUUUGGUAGAUGGACUGCGGCGGUAUCGCGAGCAACCUGUCAGUCAGCACACGACACAGUGGCUCGACCAAUGGAUCCGAAACUCGCAGCACCGCACCGAUUCCGUCGUUUUGGCGCCGCUUAUGGACAGAUCCGAUGAUUGGGGCCGGUUGAGGGAACAAGAUUAUGCGGGGGAUGAUUUACUAAAAUUUUGCGAUCCCCAGCGGAAAGCGAAGCUGAGCCAACACUUAGUGUGUGCGCUAGUGUACGAUCGAGAGAUAGCAGCGCUAGUGGAAGGGGUUCCAGCGGAUACGCGCGUGUCCGAGAAGAUCCGAUCACAUAUCCCAAUACUGAGCACGAAUGCUUUGUACAGGAAGGCGUAUUACUCGUCCGCCAGCGUGGCUGACUGGGCGGCGAUUGAGCGGUUUUUCUACUCAGGGCUCACCCGUCCUGCGGAGACGUAUCUCCUCCAGUACUAA
This is a messenger RNA of Peronospora matthiolae, 2349 nucleotides long. The record is from the annotation of a GenBank genome assembly. Lineage: Eukaryota; Oomycota; Peronosporomycetes; Peronosporales; Peronosporaceae.